This is a messenger RNA of Gopherus flavomarginatus (Mexican gopher tortoise), 7324 nucleotides long. It is a transcript of the gene SCAP, whose product is annotated as SREBF chaperone. Gene Ontology annotation, cellular component: Golgi membrane; endoplasmic reticulum membrane. NCBI's taxonomy places the organism in Eukaryota, Metazoa, Chordata, Testudines, Testudinidae. Gene Ontology annotation, biological process: SREBP signaling pathway. The record is from RefSeq and is a predicted model, not a curated record. The coding region runs from base 501 to 4454 and encodes 1317 amino acids. The transcript is spliced from 23 exons. Gene Ontology annotation, molecular function: protein binding; sterol binding.
UUUCACUUGGCCUUUGUGUAUCUGCACUGCACAAAGCGCAGUGUUCUCUCCAUGGGAAUAGAAGCAGAGAACAGCAGCAUGGUGUUAUGGAGCUGACUGUCUAGCAGGCUCAUGAAGGGAGAUUAAUGUCCUCAGCACAUACUUGAUUUUUCAUCUCUGAGCCUCUCUGUAGAGAAAUGGCUCCACUUCCCACCCACCAGCCCUCGUUGAAGCAGAUGUCAAAAUGUCAGUUUAGUCAGGAGACUUUUUUUAUUGGGUGAUUGGAAGGUUGGGUCACAUGUGUUCCUCUUUCAUUUCCCCUUUCUUAUUGUCACUGCUGUUGGAGCAUCUUUCAGGCUGGGAGAGGAGAGGUCCUACUGCAACUGCUGUCUGUGCUCCUCCAUGGAUCUGCUUUGCUUCCUAUUCUGCAUACGGUGCCUUUGCUGAAGUGCUGCACAUGGUGGACCUGAGAAACCCCCAGGACACAUUCCGGGAUGGCAGCUAGGUGACGACAGCUGAGGAUGACCCUGACUGAAAAGCUGCGCGAGAAGAUAUCGCGGGCGUUCUACAACCACGGGCUGCUGUGUGCUUCAUACCCCAUUCCCAUCAUCCUCUUCACUGGCCUCUGUAUCCUGGCCUGCUGCUACCCACUGCUUAAGCUCCCCUUACCUGGAACGGGCCCUGUGGAGUACAGCACCCCGGUGAAGGAUUACUCACCACCGUCUUCAGAGCCAAGCCACCAGCAAGGAGAUCCUAGUGAGAGACCUGAUUGGUACCUGGGUGCCCCCGUGGCCUACAUCCAGCAGAUCUUGGUGAAAGCCACGGUCUCGCCAUGGCACAAGAACUUCCUCGCUGUGGACGUGUUCCGCUCGCCGCUCUCCCGCGUCUUCCAGCUAGUGGAGGAGAUCAGGAACCACGCCCUGAGAGACAGUUCUGGGAUCAGAAGUUUGGAGGAAGUCUGCCUUCAGGUGACAGACCUCCUGCCCAGCUUAAAGAAGCUGCGAGACCUGCUACCUGAACAUGGCUGCCUCCUGCUGUCUCCAGGGAACUUCUGGCAGAAUGACCGAGAGCGCUUUAACUCCGACCCUGAUAUCAUCAAAACUGUCCACCAGCACGAACCAAAGACACUGCAGACAUCGGCUACCCUCAAAGAUCUCUUAUUCGGCGUCCCGGGGAAAUACAGUGGCGUGAACCUGUACAACAGGAAGCGGGUGGUAUCCUACACUGUCACUCUAGCUCUCCAGCGAUAUGAUUCCAGGUUCCUCACCAGCCUCCGCUCCCGGCUGAAGCUGCUGCACCCUAGCCUCAACUGCACCCUGCGGGAGGAGCACAUCGUUCACGUCCACUUCAAGGAAGAGAUCGGCGUUGCUGAGCUGAUCCCCCUCGUCACCACCUACAUCAUCCUCUUCGCUUACAUCUACUUCUCCACACGGAAGAUUGACAUGGUGAAGUCAAAAUGGGGCUUGGCCCUGGCAGCAGUUGUGACGGUGCUCAGUUCUCUGCUCAUGUCGGUGGGUCUGUGCACGCUGUUUGGCCUGACGCCUACUCUCAACGGAGGGGAGAUUUUUCCGUACCUGGUGGUGGUGAUUGGCCUGGAGAAUGUGCUGGUUCUUACCAAAUCUGUCGUCUCCACACCCGUCGACCUGGAAGUGAAACUGAGGAUCGCACAAGGCUUGAGCAAUGAGAGCUGGUCUAUUAUGAAGAACAUGGCUACAGAGCUUGGGAUCAUCCUGAUUGGUUAUUUCACGCUCGUCCCGGCCAUCCAGGAGUUUUGCCUCUUUGCUGUGGUUGGCCUGGUGUCCGACUUCUUUCUACAGAUGUUUUUCUUCACCACCGUGCUGUCCAUUGACAUUCGCCGGAUGGAGCUCGCUGACCUGAACAAACGGCUGCCAGCAGAAGCCUGCAUGCCCCCAGCAAAGCCAGUGAGUCGCUCCCAGAGAUACGAGCGCCAGCCAGCCAUGCGGCCAGCCACCCAGCACACCAUUACCCUGCAGCCGUCAUCCUUCAGGAAUCUGCGCCUGCCCAAGAGGCUGCGGGUCAUCUACUUUUUUGCCAGGACCCGACUGGCCCAGCGGCUCAUCAUGGCUGGAACGGUGAUUUGGAUUGGAAUCCUGGUGUACACAGAUCCCGCUGGCCUCCGCACCUACCUCACGUCACAGGUCACAGAGCAGAGCCCGCUGGGAGAAGCAGGACUGCCUCCCAUGCCAGUUCCUGGAGGGGUCCUUCCAGCUGGGGAUGCCAAGCUCUCCUUCUCGGUCUUCCCCUCGGAACCCGUGCAGCUGUCAGAGAACCAGACGCAGCAGCAGCGCGAGCAGAAGGAAGGGCUAGAGUCCCGGAAUGGGCUGGAGGCAAAUCAGCAGCCGUGGGCCCAGGGACCGGAGAACCAAGGCAGUGGGCAGCCAGAGCCGGGCACCAAGGCAGAGGUCACAUGGGGUGUGGAGGAUGAGGAGAUCUGGAGGAAGCUCUCCUUCCGACACUGGCCAUCCCUCUUCAGCUACUACAACAUCACCCUGGCCAAAAGGUACAUCAGCAUCCUCCCAGCCAUCCCUGUCACCUUAUACCUGAAUCCACGAGAAGCCUUAGAAGUGCGCCACCCUCAGGAGGCUAAUCGCUACCACUCUUUCUUCCCUUCGAGCCUCGGGAAAUUGGAGGCGGUGGAUCGGCCUGGUGAGGCCUUGCCCAAACUGCAGGGACACCGGGACGUCACGCUGUACAAGGUAGCUGCUCUGGGCCUGGCCUCUGGCAUCCUCCUGGUUCUUCUGCUCUUCUGCCUGUACAGAGUGUUCUGCCCCAAAAACUAUGGGCAGAACGGGCUCUCGCACAGCCGGAGGAAGAGAGGGGACCUGCCCUGUGACGACUAUGGCUAUUCCCCACCUGAGACCGAGAUCGUCCCCCUGGUCCUCAGGGGUCACCUCAUGGAUAUCGAGUGCCUGGCCAGUGACGGGAUGCUGCUCGUCAGCUGCUGCCUGGUGGGUCAGAUCCGAGUGUGGGAUGCUCAGACCGGAGACUGCCUUACUGUCAUCCCCAAACAAGGGUUGCGCAGAGACAGCAGCGGCAUCUUUGAUUACCAGGAGAGCUGGGAUCACAGCCCAGACCCCAAGAACGGGCUGGAAGAUCCCUUCGACAACAGCCACCUGCUCAAGAGGAUGCUGAGCCCCCCGCAGCCCCCUCUGUUCUGCAACCAGCCAGACCUCACCUCUCUCAUCGACACCAACUUCUUGGAGCAGGCCAAGGUGGUGGAUCCAGAGCCCAGGCACCGCGCAGUCUGCGGCCGGCACAAGGACACUGGCUACAACUUCGGCAGACUGGUAGAGAAGGUCUAUGAGGAGCAGAGCGUUUCGAACUGCAUGAACUUCGCUGGCUUCCCAGCCACACACGGGCAGGUGGUUUCCUGCACUAGGACGGGCAGCACCAGGCCCCUGAACUGCGGGACUGGGGAAGGAGGGUGCAGCGCCCGCAGGAAGAGCCUAGGGGACGAGCCUUUGGCUGGUUUUGAAAAGUCCUCCCCUGUCUCUGCCUGGGCCAGUGAUUUGGAAAGCUCUGUCUGGAGCCUGGAUCUGCGGGGCAACCUCAUUGUGGCUGGCCGGAGCAACGGGAAGCUGGAGGUGUGGGAUGCCAUCGAGGGGACCUUAUGGUGCAGUAACGAGGAGAGUCAGUCCGGAAUCACAGCACUCGUCUUCCUGAACAACAGGAUUGUGGCUGCCAGGCUGAACGGCUCCUUGGAUUUCUUCUCUUUAGAAACCCACUCAUCCUACAACCACCUGCAGUUCCGAGGAACCCCUAGCAGGAGCAGCAUCCCAUCCUCCCCUGUGUGCAGCAGCAAUGACCUCAUCGUGUGCCAGCUGACCCACACGGUGCCCUGUGCCCAUCAGAAGCCAAUCACGGCACUGAAAGCUGCGGCUGGGCGGCUGGUGACAGGCAGCCAGGACCACACUCUGAAAGUGUAUCGGCUGGAAGAUUCCUGCUGCUUGUUUACACUGCAGGGUCACUCAGGAGCAAUUACAGCUGUGUACAUAGACCAGGCGAUGGGGCUAGCGAGCGGGGGCCAGGAUGGUGCCAUCUGCCUUUGGGACGUGCUGACAGGAAGCAGGGUCAGUCACAUGUACGCCCACCGCGGGGACGUCACCUCGCUGACCUGCACUACCUCCUGCGUGAUCAGCAGUGGCUUGGAUGAUGUGAUCAGCAUCUGGGACCGAAGCUCCGGGAUCAAACUCUAUUCCAUCCAGCAGGACCUGGGGUGCGGGGCCAGCCUGGGGGUGAUCUCUGAUAACCUGCUGGUGACGGGAGGCCAGGGCUGCGUCUCCUUCUGGGACAUCGGCUACGGCGACCUGCUGCAAACGGUCUACUUGGGGAAGAGCAACGAGUCACAGCCGGCCCGGCAGAUCCUGGUGCUGGAGAACGCUGCCAUCGUCUGCAACUUCGGCAGCGAGCUCAGCCUGGUCUACGUGCCCUCGGUGCUGGAGAAACUGGACUGAGGGGGCGGAGCUGGGCCCUGCGGGUUACCAUAUCUGAGUUCUGAUUGGACAGCGCCUGGGGUAGGAGGACAGGGCAGGAGCUCCAGGGGGGUUCCCAGGAGAGCCCCUGCUUCUCCUUCCCUUCCUCCCCCUCCCCAGCUCCUUGGAUCCCAGGUGCUGCCCCUGCAGCUGCCUGGGUGGGGCUGAGCCCUGCUCUGCCUGUGCCCCCCUCCCAGACACCCCCACCCCGCUCUUUCUCCGCAGGUCAGUUCCUCCUUUGGGGCUGCGGCUGAGCUCAGUGGGGACGGGACCCAGCUCAUGGAUCUGCAGUCCGGGAACGUGUGUCCGCUGCUCGGCGCUGAGUGCCAGCGGCCCGGCACAUCCCUGGCUGGGCUGCACAGCAGGUGGCCAGAAAAUCGAGGAGCAGUCAGUGGGAUGGGGCUUAACCGAGCCUGGUCGGUGCCAUGCUGUGGGGUUGGGGAGCAUGGGGGCCCAGUGCCCAUGGGGCACUGACGAUACAUGGGGGAACGCCCGCUAGAGUUGGGGAGGAGGCUGCAGGUGGUGCAGGGCAGGGCAGGGCAGGGCAGGGCGAGGCCUAGUGGUCUGUUUGCAGGAUGGGGAGCCUGGCCCUGCUGUGUCCAACACCAGGCUUGGCUGCUGCCUCCAGCAUGGGCCUGGAGCUCUCCCUGGGAUGUUUCUGCAGCUGUGAAGCAGGCAAACCCUGCCCUGCCUCCUGGAGACUGGAACGCCUGGAGAAUGUGGCCCAGUGCUUCGGGGGGCACUGCCCAGGGUAGCCAUGGGGCCCUUCAGUGCAGGGAGAGGGAGCCCAUGCCGGCAUUGCUAGGGGUGCGAGAUGCUGUACAGACACGGGUGCCAGGCCUGGGCCCCACAGGGCAGGGGCCAUGUACAUUACAGUGUCUCCCCCUGAGGCGGGCCCUGGCUCAAAUGAAAUCCUGCCCAGGGCCAGUGGGCCUUUCCUGCAGGGAAUAAGGGCAGCUUAGACCCUAGAAGGGAUGGGGCCUCACCCCCCGUUGUGUCCUGGCUGGCAUUCAAUGCCCACCACCCCUGUGCUUCCCCAGCGCUGCCUACAGGUGCGGGCCCUGCCCAGGGAGGGGGGCUGGGGCCAGAGCAUCCAGCUGUGGUCGGGCUCCCUGGCCCCGGGGGAUCCCCUGCUCCCCUGGCUUGGGCUGUGGCAGCGUGCAGGGCUGAGGGGGGAUGUUAAUUCACUGGCUGGUGUAGCUCAAGCAGGCGCCAUUAACCAGCGCUGGCGGCUGCUUGGGGAGGGGAGGGGGGAGAUGAGCAGCAGGUGAAAGCAGAAGCUGACCCCUCGCCACCCCCUUUAUUAGCACUGGGCUCUGUCUCUCUGCCUCGGAACAAGAAGGGCGUGCUGGGCUCUGCCCCGGAGAGCCCUGUAUGCCCACAUCACCUGCCCUAUUUAUUGUUACGCUGUAUAUAUUUAUUUAUUACGGUGGGUGAGCCAGGGGGCAACCUGCAGCCCGUGGCCAGGGCUGUCCCAACUGCAGCAAAUGCUGGCAGCUCCCUGCUGCUCUGGGGCACCAGGACCCUGACUCCAGGACAGCCCAGAGCAGAGCCAGGGGGCAGCUGAACUCUGGCUGCUGGCACAAUAAAGGAGCGUGCAUUGGGCCAGGACAUGUAUGCAGAGGCUGGGAACUGGGGCAGCUUCCUUGAGCUCUUGGACACCCCCCUUGCCCCCCCCCCCCAAGUAAGUGGUUGGCUUUAUUGGUCUCUGGAGGAGGGUGGCUGCACCAUUGCCCCCUUCUUGGGGGCCAGCCAUGGGCAGGGCCCCUCUGUCCAGAUACCGGAUGUGAAGCCCUCUCCAGGGAGAUGUCACUGCAAGCAUGGCUGCAGGCCCAGCAGCCAGCACGUCCCAUGGGACCAAGCAGGGCUUUUCCAUCACUGCUGUUGGGGCAGUCUCCCGGCCGAAAGAGCCAGGGGACCCAGGGUUCUGGGAGCCCAACUCUGGCCUGAUCACGUCAUUGACUAUAUGAGCCUACGGCGUAAGCUGGAGGGGGUCUCCUCCCCACAGCAGGGACAGUCACCACCUCUGGUCAGCACAAACCUACCUUGGGCAUGUAGCCAGGUGCCUCCAGCACCUGAGCUGGUUUCCCUGGGAAUGGGAGAAGGCACCUUCCCAGGCCCCGGAGCUGCGUGCAGGGGGUCAGGCAGCAUGUCUGUCCUCAGUACCAGCACUGGGAGGGGUGGCAGAGUGGUUCCCCAGGGCCGCCUCCUGGCUUGCUCGCCAGUCUAGUGUCUGCUCUGGGGAAAGCCUGGCCGGUGGUGACCACAGCAUGUGACCAUUUUGCGAAGGGAACAGGAAGCUGGAGGAGCCUGGCUUGACCAGCCCUGCGGCCAGGCCUUUGAGGCCGUUGGUCAGUAGCUGGGGGGAGCCCUACAGGCGAGGAGCCCAAAGGUUUAUUUCACUCUACAUGACGUGCUGCUCAAGCACCUGUUCGUGUGUGAUGUAACGCUGUGCCUGUAGAGACCCACUGUAUGGCCCAGGCCUUAUGAGCCCUGAGGCCGAGAGCUGCUGAGACCUAACCUCCCCUCAACUCAGCAGUGGGGCAGGUGAGCUGAGGGCCCAGACAACGCUGUGGCUCUGGUGGGACCUGCCGUAUGGGAGCAGGCUGGCCCCUGAAAGUCCAGCCACUGCUGCAAGCAGCUUGGGGGGCCGGGGGGUGUGUGUGUGGAGGGGUUUCCUGCUCCUGAGCCUGUGGGCCGUGUGCUCGCUUGCUGAUGCCCUGGCUGUGUCUGUCCUGCCUUGGGUGGCCUUAGCCCUGCUGUACGCUUUGUACUGUACAGUGGAAGCUUUUUUUGUACCAGAUUGUGUUUUAUAACCUGUACAAAGACACAUUAAACCAAACUAACUGAAA